AUGGCGAAUAAUCUAGGCCAUCCUAAUAGAUCUUGCGUUUCCUGCAAAAAACGCAAGGUGAAAUGUGAUAGAAAAACACCUUCAUGUGCUGCGUGCUUAAAAUCCAAACACCGCUGCCAUUACACGUCUUAUUCACCUCCCGAAGAUUCGUUAGUUUCCGUUCCGGAAAAUGAGGAGAUCAGGCAACAACAAUUGAUUCAAAAUUCAAGGAUGAUGUCGGACGUAAAAUUACAACCUCCUACGAUUAUCAAACAAUCUUAUAUGUUACCGCAGCAAUGUCAACCCCAAUCGUCUGCUUAUAUUAAUCGAAACUUAUUUGAUUCUCCUUUGCAGCCGACAUCUCCAGUUUCAAUCGAUAAUUAUACUCUACCAAUGCGUAGUACUAUUACAUUAACUUACAACUGGAAUGGUCUAUUACAAAUAAUGGAACCAACACUUAUUCCAUAUCUUCAAUCUUUCACAAAAGGAGCUGGACCAGCUUUACCUAUAAAUGGUUUCGUAAAUGUUAUUCAAUUACAAAAUUGGAUUUGUGAAAAAUUUAUAGCUUUAAGUCAAGAAUGGAAAGGAGAUUCUAAUGAUCAACUUUAUGUUCUUGAUCCUGAAGAAAGACUUAAAUUAAGACCAAUUACAGAUUUUAAUCAAUCAUUACAACAAGGAUCAUUUCCUGAACGUCAACAAUUUGAAGUUACUAUUGAUAGAGCAGAAUAUAUCUCUGAUGAACAAAUACAAAUUAGAGAUUUUAAAACUUUUGAUGAUUCAAAUUCAAUGGAUAUUUUCCUUAAUAAAAUUUACGCAUUUGUUCGUAGAUUUUUGAAGGAUGUUCCUUGGGUACGAGAAAAUUUCCCAUUAAAUUUUAGAAGAGCACCAUUAAAUACCAUUGAUUUUGAUCCAUGUGAUGGUUUAUUUGAAGUUACAGUUGAAGUUCGAAAGAAUCAAUCACCUUUAUUUUAUUCUCAACAACAAAAUCGAACAAUAUUCCCGAUUAAUAAUGAUAUGUAUGAAUCACAGAAUGAUGUUACAGUUAAAGGACGAUUCGUAUUUUAA
Molecule: messenger RNA, 1044 nt
Organism: Scutellospora calospora
Lineage: Eukaryota; Fungi; Glomeromycota; Glomeromycetes; Diversisporales; Gigasporaceae
Source: the annotation of a GenBank genome assembly